Molecule: messenger RNA, 4162 nt
Organism: Culex pipiens pallens (northern house mosquito)
Lineage: Eukaryota; Metazoa; Arthropoda; Insecta; Diptera; Culicidae
Exons: 2
Coding region: 146-4162 (1338 amino acids)
Biological process (GO): DNA integration
Molecular function (GO): zinc ion binding; nucleic acid binding
Source: RefSeq, a predicted model, not a curated record
CGGCGGCGGUGGCUGAUUGUUCGCUGGAGGACGCUUGUGCUAUGCUGGGACGUACCGGGCACGUGGUAGCGGCCAUUUUGCUGUGUGUGUGAGAGGCGUUGUAAGCAAAUUUGCUGGCAAAGGCCGGAAUAGCAGAGCGGGCAAAAUGAGUAUGGCUUCAAGCAUUGAGCAAUAUCGCAAAGGCACGACCUUUGGCGAUUGGGCUGAUAGGCUGGAUUACACCUUCAAAGCUAACAAAGUGGAGGGUGAUCUUCAAAAAUCUCAUUUUAUGAAUCUUUGCGGGCCAUACAUUUAUUCCCAAUUGAAACUUCUCUUCAAGAAGGAUGAAUUAGAUAAAGCUGAUUAUGCUACCAUUGUGGCAAAACUCAAGCUUAAACUUGAUCUUACUGAGCCUGACCUUGUACAACGGUUUCGGUUUAGUCAAAGGAAUCAACAACCAGACGAAACCGCUGAGGAGUUUGUGCAAGCGGUCAAACUUCAGGCUGAGUUUUGUGGGUUUGAAAAUUUCAAAGAAGUUGCAAUCAUUGACAGAGUUUUGGUUGGACUGAGUGAUGCUGUAUUGAAGGAAAAUCUUCUGAAGGAGGAGAAGUUGGAUUUGGCUAAAUUGGACAAGUUCAUCACUACAUGGAACAUUGCUAAACGCAAUGUACAUUCGCUUUUCAAUCAAAAUUCGUGCGCUAAUUACAGCUACCCUCCUCCGGAGAUGAUUAACCAAGUGAGAAGACCAGUUCACGAGCGUUUGGGCCAUCCCUACAAUCAAAGACAACACACACGCACACAAAACAAUGUCAAUAGACAGGGUAAUGGUUUCAAUAGAACAAAUGGAUCGGGCAACAGAUCGGGUUACAACAACUACAACAAUCACAAUCGCACACAAAAUUCACAAAACACUCAGCGUACAGUUCGAUUCCAAGGUGAUAAUCGUAACAACACACACAGAAACACAAACUACAGUAACAAUAACAGACUAAAUGGUCGCAACAACUACAACAACUGGCCUAAGAGGGAUUAUUCGGAGAUGGAAUGUGAUUACUGUGGGGAGUUAGGUCACAUUAGGAGAAAGUGUUUCACACUGAAAAAUCUGCAGCGAGAUGCGGUGAAUUUCAUCGAGGCCGCGAGGCCAGGGACCAGUGCAGAAAAGGAGUUGUCGGAUCUGAUGGGACGCAUGAGGACAGCAGAUGGUCCUAGGGUGGAGACUUCGGACGAUGAAAGCUACUCCGAGUGGAACCCAGGUAGUUUACAAUGUAUGUGUGUGGAGUCCAUUAACAAAAUAAGUGAACCUUGUUUGACAAAUGUCAUAAUUGAUAAUGUUUUCGUCCAAAUGGAGAUUGAUUGUGGAUCAACGGUAACAGUGAUGGGAAAAACUCAAUAUUUCAGACUUUUUGACAAACCUUUGAACAAAUGUGAUAAACAGCUUUUGGUAGUAAAUGGAAAUCAACUCAAUAUUGAGGGAGAGACAGAUGUUUGUGUAAAACUGAAUGGUUUCAAACAUAAGUUGAAAUUACUUGUAUUAAAUUCUGAUUUCAAGUUCAUUCCGCUUUUUGGCAGGAAUUGGAUGGAUAUUUUCUUCCCUCAAUGGAGGCAAUACUUUUCUAACAAUGCGAUGAUUGAUGAACAAAUUAACAGUGUGAGUGCGCCAAAGGGUGAUGAGUUGAUUCAAGAGAUUAAACGGGAUUUUUCGGAGGUUUUUGUGAAAGAUUUUUCUACUCCGAUCAAGGGUUUUGAGGCUGAGUUGGUCUUGAAAAGUGAAGUUCCCAUAUUUAAGAAAGCGUAUGACGUUCCCUACAGGUUAAGGGAGAAAGUUUUAACGUAUUUGGAUAGAUUAGAGAAGGAAAAUGUGAUCAGUCCCAUUGAAGCCAGUGAUUGGGCAUCUCCGGUGAUAGUUGUCAUGAAAAAGGAUAAUAAAAUCAGACUUGUUAUUGAUUGUAAAGUGUCUAUUAACAAAGUGUUAGUGGCGAAUGCAUAUCCUUUGCCUGUUGCUAGUGAUUUGUUUGCUAAAUUGGCGAAUUGCAAAGUUUUUUGUUCUUUAGAUCUUGAGGGUGCAUACACACAACUUGCGUUAUCGGAGAGGUCCAAGAAAUUCAUGGUUAUCAAUACAAUUAAGGGUUUAUUUACCUACCAUCGCUUACCACAGGGGGCUUCUCCUAGUGCGUCAAUUUUCCAACACAUUAUGGAUCAAAUUUUGGGCGGAAUUCCCAAUGUGUUCUGUUAUUUAGAUGAUGUUCUGAUAGCAGGGCAAACUGUCGAUGAUUGUCGAGAUAAGCUGAUAAUUGUUUUUAAAAGGCUUGCAAAGGCAAAUAUUAAGGUAAACUGGGAGAAAUGCAAAUUUUUUGUUACAGAAUUGAAAUAUUUAGGGCACAUUAUUACGGACAAAGGUUUAUUGACCUGCCCUGACAAAAUUUCGACUGUUCAGAGAGCAAAAGUGCCUACAAAUGUUAAUGAACUAAGAUCCUACUUGGGAUUAAUAAACUACUACAACAGAUUUGUGCCAAAUAUGUCUGCAAAAUUGCAUUUUUUGUAUAACUUGCUAAAGAAAAAUACGAGGUUUAUUUGGGAUCGCGAUUGCGACAAAGCCUUUCACGAAAGUAAACAAAUGUUGCUUUCGGCAAAUAUUCUGGAAUUUUACGAUCCUAAUAAGGAAAUUGUAGUUGUUUCUGACGCAUCAGGCUAUGGCCUAGGAGGAGUAAUUGCUCAUGUGAUCGAUGGGGUUGAGAAGCCUAUUUGUUUUACAUCUUUUAGUUUAGAUGACGCACAAAAGAAGUAUCCUAUUCUUCAUUUGGAAGCUUUAGCUUUGGUUUGUACCAUUAAGAAAUUUCAUAAAUAUUUAUUUGGACAAGAGUUUAUUGCUUACACUGAUCACAAGCCAUUGCUGGGAAUUUUCGGCAAAGAAGGCAAAAAUUCAAUAUUUGUAACCAGACUCCAACGUUAUAUUUUGGAACUUUCCAUUUAUAAAUUUGAACUUCGGUACAGGCCGUCUGCUAAGAUGGGAAAUGCGGAUUUUUGUUCGAGGUUUCCUCUAAGUCAGUCGGUGCCUGCCGAAUUGGAUCAAGAUUUCGUUAGGAGCAUUAACUUCAGUAAAGAUUUCCCAUUAGACUUUGUUUUGGUUGCCAAGGCGACAACUGACGAUGUUUAUUUACAACAAAUUUCAAGCUAUCUGCGUGAUGGUUGGCCAGAAAAGGUGGACAAACGCUUUAUGGACGUAUUUGCAAAUCAGAAUGAUUUGGAAGAGGUUGAAGGGUGCUUAUUGUACCAAGACAGGGUGGUGAUACCACGUGGAAUGCAAAGCGGGAUUUUAAAACUUUUACACGCCAAUCACGCAGGGAUAGUUAAAAUGAAACAAUUAGCACAUAGGCAAGUCUAUUGGUUUGGAAUCAACAAAGAUAUUGAAAAAUAUGUUUCAACAUGCGAUAUUUGUGGUAGUAUGGCAGUGGUGCCAAAAGUUCAAACUACGUCUAAUUGGACGCCAACUACUAGGCCUUUUAGCCGAAUUCACAUUGAUUUCUUCUAUUUUUCUCGCCACACUUUUCUUCUGAUUGUGGAUUCACACACCAAGUGGCUUGAGGUAGAAUGGAUGAAACAAGGCACGGAUUGUGCAAAAGUCUUGAAGAAAUUGGUUGCUUAUUUUGCAAGAUUUGGUCUGCCAGACGUUUUGGUAUCGGACAAUGGUCCUCCAUUUAAUUCUUCUUACUUUGUGUCAUUUCUUGAAAGGCAAGGAAUUAAGGUGAUGAAAAGUCCACCAUACAAUCCGCAGAGCAAUGGCCAAGCGGAGAGGCUAGUUAGAACAACUAAAGACGUUUUAAAGAAGUUUUUGUUAGAUCCGGAGUUGGACAACAUUGAUUUGGAAGACCAGAUUAAUCUAUUUUUAAUAAAUUUUAGAAAUAAUACUUCGACGAGUUCAGGGCAAUUUCCUUCAGAGAAAGUUUUCUCAUACAAGCCAAAAACAAUGUUAGAUUUAUUAAAUCCUAAAAAUCAUUACAAAAAUCAUCUAGUCAGUAAACAAACUCCUUGUGAUGAGGUACAAGUACCUGAAAUAUCCAACAAAACGUCGAAUGACGGGUUGGACGAACUGAUUGCAGGAGAUACUAUUUGGUAUAAAAAUCACGACGUUAAAUUACCAAAUAAGUGGAUUUUGGCUACGUACUUAAAGAAAUUUUUGUCGUAA